CCUCCACAGUUAAACUAUUCAAAACAUAAUCAUGGCUUCAACUCUUCAAGCUUUUGCUUUUACAAUGAAGUUCAUGUUCAUUCUGAUGUUCAUGCGAGAGCAAGCAACAGCUGCGGGGAUAUUUCGACCCAGUCAAUGGGCUCUCGCCCAUGCCACCUUUUACGGUGAUGAGACUGCUUCUGCCACUAUGGGAGGAGCAUGCGGGUACGGGAAUUUAUUUCAAAAUGGUUACGGGACAGACACGGCGGCUCUAAGUUCUACGUUGUUCAACAAUGGUUAUGCGUGUGGAACUUGUUAUCAAAUAAAGUGUUACCAAUCAAGUGCGUGUUAUAAGAACGUAGCCUUUACGACGGUGACCGCCACCAAUCUUUGCCCUCCUAACUGGGCGCAACCCUCCGAUAACGGCGGCUGGUGCAACCCACCACGAGUUCAUUUUGACAUGGCCAAACCCGCUUUCAUGAAGAUUGCGCAGUGGAAAGCCGGCAUCGUCCCUGUUAUGUACCGCAGAGUGGCAUGUGUAAGGAAGGGAGGGGUUCGAUUCUCUUUUCAAGGAAACGGAUACUGGCUAUUGGUGUAUGUGAUGAACGUGGGAGGUGGAGGAGAUAUUUCGAGCAUGUCGGUGAGAGGAAGCAGAAGUGGAUGGAUCAGCAUGAGCCAUAACUGGGGUGCUUCAUAUCAAGCAUUUGCAACUCUUGCUGGCCAAGCUCUUUCUUUCAGGAUUACUUCAUACACCACCAAGGAAACUAUAAUUGCAUGGAAUGUUGCUCCUUCAAACUGGAACGUCGGACUCACAUAUUCCACCACUGUUAACUUCCGCUGAACAAUUCCAAUUUGUGUCUGCUGCAAGUGCUUUUUCUACAUACUAGCUAGAGCAGCAGGUGCACAUACAGAUAGAUGUAAAGAAAAUGUCACUUUUUGUUAUAGUUUGACAAACUUAAAGUGAAGUUCAUCAUUAAGUUAGCUGGAAAUUUGCAAUAAAAACUUGAGUCUGAUUUUAUACUGAAAUUUAGUUACCAAUGGCCUCUGAAUAGAAUUGAUGUUUAGCUAACUGAG
Messenger RNA from Vigna angularis (adzuki bean), 1053 nucleotides. RefSeq names its product expansin-A7. The transcript has 3 exons. Bases 32 to 820 code for a protein of 262 amino acids. The record is from RefSeq and is a predicted model, not a curated record. Gene Ontology annotation, cellular component: extracellular region. Gene Ontology annotation, biological process: plant-type cell wall organization. NCBI's taxonomy places the organism in Eukaryota, Viridiplantae, Streptophyta, Magnoliopsida, Fabales, Fabaceae.